CCGCCGCCAAAUCUCCGCUCGCUCACUCGCUCUCCAGCUCUCUGCCCACCCCGACUCCCCCCCCAGGCUCAUGGGCGGCCCCAGUCAGUGAGCCAGGGGACCCAGGCGUCCGGCGAGAGGGUCCCCCGCACGCGCGCCCACGGGGUGCCAUGGGGUCCCGCCAGGGGUACCAGGCGUCGUGGUGGGUUUACCUGCUCCACCAGGUGCCCCGCACCAAUUUCCAGUUCGAGGCGGUGGAGAGCAGCUUCGCCCCCCUGGACAGGGAGUACCAGCAGGCCUUGCUGCUCCUGACCAGCGUGGCCGGGCUCUGCCUGGCGAUCAGCCUGGGGCUGAUCUGCGUCUACCUGAUCCGGUUCUGCUGCUGCGACCCGGAGGACGAGGACGAGCCCAAGCCGCAGAGGGUUUGCUGCGUCACCUGGAGCUGCGUGGCCGCCAUUGUCAUCUGCUGUGCAGGGAUCGGCCUGGGCUUCUACGGGAACAGCGAGACCAACGACGGGGUCGGGCAGGUCACGGCCGCGCUGCAGGACGCCAACCUCACGCUGCAGAGCGCCGACGCGCUGGUGCGGCAGACACUGGGGCUACUGUCAGGGGCCGUGGGGGGGGACCUGACGCGGCUGGAGGAGGCGCUGGCCCCCCGCACCGAGUUCGUGGCCGUCGUGCGCAACACACGGCGCCAGGCCGAGGCCGUGGCCCAGAUCCUGGCGGGUCUCCCCUUCUGGGGAGCCCUGGGGGGCAGCCCCAGCCAGCUGGCCCACGGCCUGGCCUACCUGGAGGACUACAGGUGGCUGGCCUAUAUCCUGGUGCUGCUGCUGGACCUGGUUAUUUGCCUCUUCACCCUGCUGGGGCUGGCGAAGCAGAUCAAGUGGCUGGUGGUCGUAAUGACUGUGAUGAGUUUCUUCGUUCUCAUCCUGAGCUGGGGCUCCCUGGGGCUGGAGAUGGCAGCAGCUGUGGGACUCAGCGAUUUCUGCUCUGACCCAGACGGCUUCGUCCUGAACCUGACCCAGGCCAAGACAGACCUUAACCCAGAAAUCCUCCAGUACUAUCUCGCCUGCAGCCUGGAUGUCCCAAACCCCUUCCAACAGAGGCUGACCAUGUCGCAGCGGGCGCUGUCCAGCAUCCACUCCCAGCUGCACGGCCUGGAGAGAGAAGCUAUCCCACAGUUCCCCGCGGCAGAGAGGAACCUGGUGUCUGUGCAGGUCACCCUGAACACCACGGAGAGCAAUUUCCACCAGCUGGUCGCGCUGCUCAACUGCCGGGGACUUCACAAGGACUAUGUGGACGCGCUCAAGGGGCUCUGUUAUGACGGCAUGGAGGGGCUGCUCUUCCUGCUGCUCUUCUCCCUCCUCUCGGCCCUCGCCUUCACCACAGCCAUCUGCAGCCUGCCCCGUGCCUGGGAGAGGUUCCAGAGCAGGGACGCGGCAUACGAGGACACAGAGGACGACGACCCCUUCACCCCUCAGGCACGUAGCCCCCCGCCCCGCUCCAGCCUGCACCUCUCGGCCCCACCCAUUUCCAACGCCCCCGUCUCACAGUACAUGAAUCAAAGCGGUUUGUUCAGUGGCAGUCCUCGAUAUGAUAGCAUGCCCCUCCUGGACCGGCACUCCCCGCCCCCUUCGUACUCACCCAGCAUGCAGGCAUCUUACGUCGGCGCCAGCCAAGAGGAACCAGGCCCCCGAUACCGAAUGGACUUCCUGACCUAGAAUCCAACCCACGGCCCCCACCCCUGACUAACACAUGGACCGGCUGCCCCCUCCCCUCCCCCCAGGCGCUGCUGGGCCCGACAGAACCAAACGGGGGAAGGAGAGAGAUCGGGGCUGCGCCCCCACCCCCCCACCAUGGCCGCCUCUGCUGACCCAUUCCUCCGUCUAUCUUGGUUUGAUGCCAGGGGUCUGUGCCCCUGAGAAGGAAGAGGGUUCCCCCAUAAGAAUCCCAGGGGGGGAGAAAACAGGGGGAAAGUGAAAGAAUGGAGGAGUGAAAGAAUGAACGUGAGAGGGCAGAACAGAUGAAUGGAGGAAGAAGAGAGUGUGAGAGUGAAAGGGAAGGAAAGAAGAAGUGAAAGAGUAGACUGAAUGGAUGGGGGUGAAGAAUGAAGUGAAAGGGGAAAGAAUAGAGAAAUUAAAGAGAAUGAAUGAAUGAAUGAAUGAAUGAGCAAAAAGAGUUGAAAGAAUAAAUUAAGGAGAAGGAAUGCGUGGAGAAAAGAAGGAAGAGAGAAAGAAGGAAGGAAAAAAGUGUGAAAAAAAGUAAAAAAAAUGUGAAGGAAGGAGGGGGAAAAAUGAAAGGCCAGAAAGAAGGAGCAAAAGGAGGAACGAGAGAAUGAACGGAUGAAUGAGUGGGAGAAGAACAAAUGAGAGAAAACGAAAAGAACUCAAAGCUUGCCUGAACUGCAAGGGAGCAUGAAAGAGACAGAGGGAAGGAAUGAAGUGUGAAAAAAUAGAGAGAAAGAAAGAACGGGGGAAAGACAGAUGAAAGAUGGGGUGGGGAAAGAAAGAGUAAAGGAAUUAAGGAGUGAAAAAGAACCAAUGAAAAGGAGCCCAUCAAAAAAAGAGGGAACGAGAGAGCAAGGGGGCAAGACAGAGCGAGCAGUGGCCAGACAGACAGACAAGUGAGCCCGGCCAGCCCCGGGGCCCGGCCAGCCCCAAUUAACGUCUAACCCCCCCGCUGUAGGGGGCCAGCCCCCGGCCCCCAGGUUGUAGAACAAAGACCUGUAGGCAGAGGAGAGGUGACUGGUGUGAGCUGGUGGGGACCCCGCCUGCUGUCCCAAUUAGAGCCUCGGCCACUAACAAGCCUUCGAUCCAGAGGAACGAGAAAUAAAAGGGAAAUUUUAUUUUAAA
Molecule: messenger RNA, 2831 nt
Organism: Dermochelys coriacea (leatherback sea turtle)
Lineage: Eukaryota; Metazoa; Chordata; Testudines; Dermochelyidae
Gene: TTYH1
Product: tweety family member 1
Exons: 14
Coding region: 150-1700 (516 amino acids)
Cellular component (GO): plasma membrane; smooth endoplasmic reticulum membrane
Molecular function (GO): intracellularly calcium-gated chloride channel activity; volume-sensitive chloride channel activity
Source: RefSeq, a predicted model, not a curated record